AUGCAGAACGGUGGCGACAUCUGCGCAUUAGCCUCUGACAAUUAUCCCGAAAAAAUGCUGGAGAGGAUAUCGCAGUUUCGAUCCAACCAGGAUCUUUGUGACAUAACACUCGAAGCUGAAGGGGUCUUCUUCCCGGCUCAUAAAGUCAUCCUUGCUUCUGCCAGCUCAUAUUGUAAAUUGCUGUUUCGGGACUCCGGAGCUGACAGCUUCAUCCGACUCAAUGGCGUCACCGCUAAAGGGCUCCGCAAUAUCCUGGAUUUUAUCUAUUCAAACAAGCUUUCCCUGUCAUUGUCCAAUAUUGAAGACACAUUGAAGGCAGCAGAGAUCUUGCUGGUUCGGGAAGCUGUGAAGUUGUGCUUCCAGUUUCUAGAGAAUGGUUUAAAUCAGGACACAUGUUUGGACAUCCUAAAUAUCGUCAGAAAACAUGGUCCUGAAGAGCUCAAGGUGAAGGCCAAUGGGUACAUUGGCCAUCACUACAAACAUAUUCCAGGACAUUCCGGAAAUCUGAACCUAGUAGACAAGAGGACACUCUGUGAAAUACUAGAACGGGAAGAAGUCCCAGGCUGCAGUGAGCUUGAACUGUUCCGUUUGGUAGUGUCCUGGUUGCAGCAUGAUAGCUCCAGGCUAAAGGAGGCAGGAGAUGUCCUCAGGCAGAUACGUUUUCAACUGAUCUCUCUAGAAGAUCUCCAGACGUAUGUGAAGGAGACUUCGAUCAUGAAAACAGACUCCAACUGUUUCAGAUACCUCCAAGAAGCUCUAAAAUACCAUUCCCAAGUGUACGCUCAACCUAUUCUUCACUGCGAAGGUGCUACCAUAAGGUCCAGCACAGAAAGUCUCCUAGUUCUGGGUGGCAGGACAACCGAUAACCAAGUGUGCAGCAGUAUCUGGGUUCAAAAUCAGGAUGGCAGCUCUUGGUCUGAACUUGGACACAUGCAUGCUCCUGUGUACAAUCACUGUGUGGCCGUCAUUAAUGACUUCCUUUUCAUCAUUGGAGGGCAAACCACAUUUGACCCAUCAGGCAAAUAUCCGUCCAAUGAGGUUUUUCGGUUUGAUCCACGCACAGGAACGUGGUUGCAAUGUGCAGCCAUGUUGGAAAAGAGGACACGAUUUCACACUGAGGUGAUUGGCGAGCGCAUUAUUGCUGUAGGUGGAGGAUCUUUACUGGGUCACCUCACCCAAAGUGUGGAAAAGUACAACCCUGCAGAAAACAAGUGGGAAUACACCUCUCCCUUCCCCAUUCCAGUGGCAGAUCACGCCGGCACUACUCAAAAGGGUAUCUUGUACAUUUCAGGGGGUUAUUCCACAAACAAGACCCUGAACGACGUGUACAGCUAUCUGCCGAGGCUCAAGCGCUGGGUUGUGAACCGUGCCAUGAUGUGCGCUCGAUGUGACCACGGUAUGGCCACUAUCAGAGACAAGAUCUUCUGCAUUGGGGGACGCACACUAAAUGCGGCCAAGGAAUGGAUCCAUGUGAACGAAACAGAGGUUUACUGUCCAGCGGCUGACCAAUGGAGUGCCCUGAAGCUUUCUCCUUUUGACUGCUGCCAGUUCAGUAUUGUCACCCACCAGUCCAAGCUCUACAUCGCCGGAGGAGGCUCCCUAAGACGCAUGAACAAAGAGGAUGGCGUCUUUGUAUACGACCCAGAGGCUAAAGCGUGGAAGAAGACAGGGUCGCUACCCAGACCCUUGGUUGAUCACGCUUUCUGUGCCAUUAAGCUUCCACAUAGAAUGAUGGAGAAACAGCAAGUGAAGAAAGAGGAUGGGCCUUCCACCCCCAACAUGAAGAGAUCAACUCUGAAUUUAUUUAUUAUUGGCAAAAAAGAGAGAGAGGUAUAG
Messenger RNA from Nanorana parkeri, 1836 nucleotides. Its product is annotated as kelch-like protein 9. Bases 1 to 1836 code for a protein of 611 amino acids. Gene Ontology annotation, molecular function: protein binding. NCBI's taxonomy places the organism in Eukaryota, Metazoa, Chordata, Amphibia, Anura, Dicroglossidae. The transcript has 4 exons. The record is from RefSeq and is a predicted model, not a curated record.